GGUUUUGGAGUGAAUGUUGGAAGAUGUUAGGUGUGGAUACUGGGGUUGUGGAGGAGUGGUUAUCAGAGUUCAAGACACUGCCAGGAGCAUCCAUAUCCAGCUAUGCUACAAACCUGAAAGACAAGAGCGCUUUGAUUUCAUCUCUUUACAAAGUAAUUCAGGAGCCACAGAGUGAACUUCUGGAGCCAGUUUGCCAUCAGCUCUUUGAGUUCUAUCGCAGUGGUGAGGAGCAGUUACUACGAUUUACACUGCAGUUUCUACCGGAGUUGAUGUGGUGCUAUCUUGCUGUCUCAGCCAGCAGAGAUUUGCAUAGCAGUGGAUGCAUAGAGGCUCUUCUCCUAGGAGUUUAUAACUUGGAGAUAGUAGACAAAGAGGGACAUAGCAAAGUGCUGAGUUUCACAAUUCCAUCUUUGUCAAAACCUUCAGUCUAUCAUGAACCUUCCAGCAUUGGCUCCAUGGCUCUCACUGAAGGAGCUUUGUCGCACCAUGGUUUGUCCAGGGUUGUAUACAGUGGACCUCAUCCUCAGAGGGAGAUGUUAACAGCACAGAACAGGUUUGAAGUGCUGACUUUCCUUCUGCUCUGUUACAAUGCUGCCUUAAGCUACAUGCCUGCAGUUUCUCUUCAGUCAUUGUGUCAGAUUUGUUCAAGAAUUUGUGUCUGUGGAUAUCCUCGCCAACAAGUGAGAAAGUACAAGGGAGUCAACAGUAGGAUUCCUGUUUCAUCUGAAUUCAUGGUGCAAAUGCUGACAGGGAUUUAUUAUGCCUUCUAUAAUGGAGAAUGGGAUCUGGCUCGUAAAGCUAUGGAUGACAUUUUGUAUAGAGCACAGCUGGAACUGUAUCCAGAACCUCUACUGGUUGCUAAUGCAAUCAAAGCUUCACUGCCUCAGGGUGCUGUGAAAUCUAGUAAAGAAGGUACAAGAUGCAUUCAGGUUGAAAUUACACCUACUUCAUCCAGAAUAUCAAGAAAUGCUGUGACUAGCAUGUCUAUCCGAGGGCAUAGAUGGAAAAGACAUGGUAAUAAUGAUUUAGCAAUUCAAGAAGAACUGAUAGAAGUAUCUGAAACUGAUGAAGGGUUUUACUCUAGGGCUACUUCUAGCACAAGUCAGUCUGCCCUAUCUAACAGCAGCAACACCAGCAGUAAGAACCUUUUAGGGAAGAGCCAACGAAGGUCUGGAGGAAGCAAAACUGGAGGAAAAGAAAAAGAAGGCGAAACCUGCAGAGAACAUUUGUCAAGAAAACAAACUCAGAGAGCCAUGAGUGAGAAUCUAGAGCUUGUCUCUCUGAAGAGACUGACACUGACAUCUAGCCAGUCCCUGCCUAAGCCUGGCAGCCAUAGUCUGGCCAGAACGACCACUACGGUGUUUAGUAAAUCCUUUGAGCAGGUCAGUGGUGUCACAAUUCCAAAUAAUCGUGGUGGUAUAUCUGGUACAGAGGCAAACAGGUUUUCAGCUUGCAGUCUUCAGGAGGAAAAACUGAUCUAUGGAACAGAAAGAACAGAUCUUCCCAUUUUAAGCAAACAACCUAAUCAGCAGAGACCUCCUAGUAUCAGCAUAACUUUGUCAACAGAUUGAUAUCACUAAUAUCACUAAAUUGGCAAGUAAAAUAAGAGGUUUUAUGCUGAUACUGAUACUUCGGUACAUUAUGCUCCUCAACGUGCUAUACUUUACUUUCUUAAACCUCAAGCCCAUAAAUUCUUAUUUGGCUCACAUUU
Mesitornis unicolor (brown roatelo) is the source of this 1711-nucleotide messenger RNA. RefSeq names its product family with sequence similarity 126, member A (gene HYCC1). Bases 24 to 1571 code for a protein of 515 amino acids. NCBI's taxonomy places the organism in Eukaryota, Metazoa, Chordata, Aves, Mesitornithiformes, Mesitornithidae. The transcript is spliced from 10 exons. Gene Ontology annotation, cellular component: plasma membrane. The record is from RefSeq and is a predicted model, not a curated record. Gene Ontology annotation, biological process: phosphatidylinositol phosphate biosynthetic process; protein localization to plasma membrane.